Messenger RNA from Westerdykella ornata, 2124 nucleotides. Its product is annotated as phosphoinositide phosphatase-like protein. NCBI's taxonomy places the organism in Eukaryota, Fungi, Ascomycota, Dothideomycetes, Pleosporales, Sporormiaceae. Gene Ontology annotation, molecular function: phosphatidylinositol-4-phosphate phosphatase activity. Gene Ontology annotation, cellular component: endoplasmic reticulum. The record is from RefSeq and is a predicted model, not a curated record. The coding region runs from base 1 to 2124 and encodes 707 amino acids. The transcript has 3 exons. Gene Ontology annotation, biological process: phosphatidylinositol dephosphorylation.
AUGGUUGCCGGUGUUCUGCCCUAUCGCGACAUCAACGUCCACUCGUCGCCCUCGCAUUAUGCCUUCUCCUCGCCCUCUUCGCCGACAGCGCCCACAUUAGUGGUAGAGCGUCCUUCAGGGGACCUUCGUCUGCACGAUGGCAAACUGUUAGGCUCCCGGCGCGUUUCGAGCAUUGCCGGCAUCCUGGGCAUCAUCAAGCUCAGGCUAGACAAAUACAUCAUUGUAAUCACCAAAGCUCAACCUAUGGGCAGAAUCAAGGGCCACAUGAUUUAUAAAGUCGUCGCUACUGAAUUCCUGCCUCUGCGCGAACGGCCCCUGCAUGAUCUCGAUGAGGAUGCGUACCUGAGACUAUUGAAGGACCUGCUCAAAGCCUCUCCGCUCUAUUUCUCCUACUCAUUCGAUGUCACAAACAGCUUUCAACGCCAGGCACUUGCUGAUCCCUCAGUGCCGCUGUGGAAAAGGGCAGAUGACCGCUUCUUCUGGAAUCGCUUCAUACAGAGUGAUCUCAUCGAUUUCCGCGGGGGACUAAGUGGAGGAUAUGGACAUAGGCAUCCAAAUGCACAGCCCGAAGUGGACCCUUACAUACUUCCUGUCAUGUUUGGGAUGAUGGAGAUCAAGAACACAUCUAUCAAGGGGACGCCAUUGACUUUCAUUCUGCUAACACGACGUUCGCGACGGAGGGCCGGAACCCGAUAUUUCUCGCGCGGUUUGGACGAGAAUGGCAACGUGUCUAAUUAUAACGAGACGGAACAGGCAAUCAUCUUGAAUGACAACGCGUCUGGGGGACUGGGUGGCUUCGCAGGCAACAACUCUUUCCAAAAUGGAGGUGCGCGAGGUAAUGCCGGUAAAGAAGUUCAAGUGCUGUCAUAUGUCCAAACCCGCGGUAGCGUACCCGUCUACUGGGCUGAGAUCAACACCUUGAAGUACACACCCAGGCUACAGAUCCGCGGGGUUGAAAGUGCUCUGGAUGCGGCAAAGAAACACUUCGCAGAGCAGAUACGUUUAUAUGGCGACAAUUGGCUAGUGAAUCUGGUCAACCAGAAAGGCCGCGAGCAGAAGGUGAAGGAGGCUUACGAGCAAAUGGUGGAACACCUCGUCUCCCAACCCACCGAAAAUGUCGAGGGCGACAGUAUCACUUCCGAGAAGUUCCAUACUGUGGACCCCGGCAACGCUCAGACCGCCUACGACCGCAUCCACUAUGUCUACUUCGACUUUCACAACGAAACGAAGGGUCUUCGCUGGGAUCGGGCGCAACUGCUCAUGGAAAAGCUUGAGCGGCCGGUAUUGGAGCAUGGAUACUUCCGCGGCGUGGACAUGCCGGGUGAUAUUGGUCGUGUCGAAACGCGAAGGCAUCAGACAGGGGUUGUGCGAACCAACUGUAUGGAUUGCCUGGACCGGACCAAUGUGGUACAGAGCAUGUUAGGGAGAUUUGUACUGACCCGCAUGCUCAUUGAUCUGGGUAUCCUUAGAGAGGGCGAGAAUGCAUCGGAUGACCCGGCUUUCGAGUUUCUUUUCCGCAACACCUGGGCUGACAACGCCGACGUCGUGUCGAGAUCAUAUUCCGGUACGGGAGCGUUGAAGACGGACUUCACUCGGACAGGGAACAGGACAAAAGCUGGACAACUGGCAGAUCUGUCCAACUCCAUCACGCGCUACAUGUUGAACAAUUUCGCCGACGGUCCGCGCCAGGAUGCCUUUGACCUUUUCUUGGGUACCUACUUGCCCUCUGAUUCUGGCAUUGGCAGCCAACUGCUGUUCGCCGAUAGGAGGCCGAUCUUCGUCCAGUCGGUACCAUAUAUACUCGUGGCCAGCAUCUUCUUCGUUUUUGUUGGUAGCUUUACCCGCAGAGAACCUGAGGCCACAGUGUGGCCGCUGCGAUUGCUGAUGUUUAUCUUCCUUGGUGUAGCUGCCAUGUGCUUCCACUUCAUCUGGACCAAUGGCACGCUAUAUGUAAACUGGCCCAAACUCAACCGCCUCCCUUGGGCAAUAGAAUCCUAUCAAGACGCUUUGUCACAUGUACAACACAAUCCCGUCGUUGGACCGCUCGUUACCACGAGACACGAACGGGGGAAGAGCGACGCAAGAUUGGGCUACCUCGAGGAGGGCAAGACGAGAAUCGAGUAG